GAACGUGGCGAGACCCUCCCUCCGUCCCUCUUCGCGGUGGAACAUGUUGAGACGCGAAUUCUCGGACGCGUGUGUCAAGAUUGCGACGCUACGCAAGUUACGGGGCCAGUUCCCCUCGACGCCCCCGGGCACCAUGUACCGACGCAUCCGCUCGUGGGUCCUGGACGACGACGAGGAAAUCCGCUUCCGGGAUGUCCCCGUCUUGAAGAAGGUGGAAAACGUGCGGUUGCUGGAUAGGUUCAGCAGCAGGAAGUCGACCGGGACGCUGUACCUCACGGCCACGCACCUCAUCUUCGUGGAUCCCGACGCCAAGAAGGAGACAUGGAUCCUGCACAUGCACAUCUCGAGUCUGGAGAAGCUGCCGCUGUCCACGCAGGGCUCGCCGCUCCAGGUGCGCUGCAAGACGUUCCUCACGGUCACCUUCGUCAUUCCCCGGGAGCGCGACUGCCACGACAUCUACACCUCUCUGCUCCAGCUGUCGCAACCAGUGCACUUGGAGGACCUCUACUGCUUCCACUACACGGCAAGCAACGAUGACAUCGUCAAGAGCAUGGGCUGGGACCUGUACAACCCCGCCCGCGAGUACCACCGCAUGGGCGUCCCCUGCGACUCGUGGGCGCCCACCGCCCUCAAUCACAACUAUGAGAUCUGCGACACGUACCCUCAGGAGCUCUUCGUCCCUGCCUCCGCGCCCACGAAGGUCAUCCUCAGCAGUUCCAAGUUUAGGAGCAAGGGCCGCUUCCCCGUCCUCUCUUACCUUCACAAAAACCAGGCAGCGUUGUGUCGCUCCUCGCAGCCUCUCUCCGGGUUUAGUGCUCGGUGCGAGGAGGAUGAGGAGCUGUUGGACUGCAUCCUCCACUCCAACCCAAACUCUUCACACAUGAUUGUUGUGGACACAAGACCUAAGAUCAAUGCCAUGGCUAACCGUGCGGCUGGAAAAGGUUAUGAGAAUGAGGCCUAUUACGAAAACAUCAAAUUCCACUUCUCUGGGAUAGAAAACAUUCAUGUCAUGAGAGCUUCCCUUACCAAGCUUAUUGAGACAUGCCAGCUGGUUACCCCAUCGAUGAGUGGGUUCAUCGGGGGCGUGGAGUCGUCCGGGUGGCUGAAGCACGUGCGCUCUGUCCUGGAGACGGCAGCUUUUAUCACCAGUUCUAUGGUGGAAGGCGUCAGCGUCUUGGUGCAUUGCUCGGACGGCUGGGAUCGCACGGCCCAGACGUGCGCCCUCGCCCAGCUCAUGCUCGACCCCUAUUACCGCACGACCUCAAGGAUUCCAGGUGUGUUGUCGGGGUUGCCUAUACUCAUUGAGAAGGAGUGGUUGGCAUUUGGACACAAGUUUACUGACCGCUGCGGACACAUUCAGGGUGAUGGCAAGGAAGUGUCUCCAAUCUUCACACAGUUUCUUGAUUGUGUGUGGCAACUGCAACAGAUUCUGCCCUCUGCCUUUGAAUUCAAUGAAAGAUAUCUGCUUAUUCUUCAUGAUCAUGUUUACUCAGCUCAAUUCGGAACUUACAUUGGGAAUUGCCAGAAGGAUCGCAUUGAUCUAAGAUUGGCAGAAAGGACUUACUCACUCUGGGGUUACAUGAAGAUGCAUGAAAGCGAGUACAGGAACCCACUGUAUCGACGAGACUCAACUACAGAUGUCCUCAAAGUAAUUCUUUGCCCCCAGAGCAUCAGGUUCUGGCGUGGCAUGUACAACCGCUUUGAGAAUGGUGUGCAUCCACGAGAGCCCCUAGGCGACCUCUUGGCAGCAACAACGGAGCACACACAAGGGCUCACAGACCAGGCAGAGUUUCUUACAAAGCGCAUCACUUGGCUUAAGAGUGAGUUAGAACUGAAAAGUGGCCAUUCACAGAAGAAAGACACAGACAACCGGUUACUUGAAGAUGGAGCACAACAGAAUGGAGACGAAAAGGUCAAUCCCUUAGUGGGUGGUCUGAGUAUGCGAGAAGUCGAGGAGUCUCUGGUCUCCGUUGGUGCUCUGACUGUCAACAGUGCAGAUGCAGCUGUUACGCCUGAAAAACUUUCCCCAGGAUCAAACUUCAUUCAUCCAGCACAGAUCAUAGAGAGCGGCAAAAGGUUGUUGAACCAGUUGUCCACUUAUCAAUCUACGAGAAUUCUUUCACCUGAAAUCACUUCUGUAGCCCUGGAUUGGAAGACCUUCAGAAAUGUUCGAGAAUGUUCUUGUUCAACUCCCUUUGAUCACUUCAGUCGUAAGUACCACUGUUGGCGAUGUGGAGAAGUCUUCUGCACAAGAUGCAUUGACAAGAAGGCAGCGCUGCCUGGUCACUUGAGCCAGCAGCCUGUACCCGUCUGCCGACCCUGCUACAAGGAUGUCACUCGUUCCAUCUCCGUUGACACCCCAUAG
Molecule: messenger RNA, 2365 nt
Organism: Penaeus monodon (black tiger shrimp)
Lineage: Eukaryota; Metazoa; Arthropoda; Malacostraca; Decapoda; Penaeidae
Gene: Mtmr6
Product: myotubularin-related protein 8-like
Exons: 17
Coding region: 44-2365 (773 amino acids)
Biological process (GO): dephosphorylation
Molecular function (GO): phosphatase activity; metal ion binding
Source: RefSeq, a predicted model, not a curated record